AUGGGAGGAAAAAGAGAAGAGCAAAGUACCGCUCUCGAAGUUUUUGUAGUGUCGCUUAGUCACACUAGCGUCCUGGAAGUGGGUCCUAGACACCACCGAAAGCUCCCCGCAACCCCAACGCGACAUCCAAACAACGCAAAGAUGUCAACAAACCGCGCCUCGACGACGAAUGGCGCGCAAAAUGGCCAGGAGAAGACGUACUUUGAGCAGCAGCGCGAAAUGCUAGUUACUGAGAUUGCUCAGUCACUCGAACUCGUCCUGCAGAAUAUAAAUAAACUCAAUCGAUCGCUCGAGGAAGUCACACAGGUCGGAAACGAGUUUGCGCCCGUCGAGUCUCUGUGGAGUCACUUUGAGAACGUCAUGGCCAAGGAUCCGCAAGAGGGAGCGCCGGAGGGGAACACGGAACACGAGGGUGAGACGGAAGUAACUGAGGUGCAGAAGUGAGGGGAAACCAUUGCAAGAAGGUUGAUAGUGUUUAAUUGGAAAGUGGAUGGAGUAACGUCGUGUUCGAGCAUUUAUGAUACCCCAGAGACGGUGAGGAGCAAUACAUCACGCACAAAGUCAAAAGAGUGCACAAUUGGACAGAAAUAUGCUUGGAUUGACUUCCUGCGCAUUGCAGCUGAUGCGCUCAUACUAAAUACCAAAUACAAUACAAGAGGAAAG
Messenger RNA from Parastagonospora nodorum SN15, 663 nucleotides. RefSeq lists its product as hypothetical. The transcript is spliced from 2 exons. Lineage: Eukaryota; Fungi; Ascomycota; Dothideomycetes; Pleosporales; Phaeosphaeriaceae. Bases 1 to 444 code for a protein of 147 amino acids. Gene Ontology annotation, cellular component: DASH complex; mitotic spindle pole body; mitotic spindle. The record is from RefSeq and is a predicted model, not a curated record.